AUGGUUGAUGAAAGUAAUGACAUCAUGUGUGAAAAGGAGUGUGCCAUACUAGCCUGGUACUAUGAUGAAGAGCGUGAAAGAGUCACAGGCCUGGAAUGGUCUAACUGCAUUGGCGUUCGCAGAGACAACUGCAAUGUGAUGAUGGGUAAAAACUCUGUGUUAUCUAGAGUGAAAGCACAGGCUCCGUACAUUUACAGUGUUGGCUGACCAAGCCACCUUGUCAAUAUUUGUGCCAAGAAUGCAGCUAAAAAGCUUUCAUUAGCACCUGAAAAUCUUCUCAUUGACAUAUACAGUUUCUUUGAGAAGAGUUCAAAAACAGAAGACCUGAAAGAGUUUCAAGAGUUCUGCAAUGUUGCCGAGGAGAGAGUCCAGAAACAUUGUCCUACACGCUGGCUUUCACUGAGCAAAGAUGAAGGGCUUUACACUGGCUUCCUGGCAAGGAGACUGUUAAGAGGAGAGGAGGGACAAGAAGUUUCACCUCACAAGACACAACAAUUCUUCACAGAGGCCAGAAGAUUCUACAUGAGAAGCUUUAAAAACAUUCUGGAGAAGUUCCCAAUUGCAGAUCAGGUCUUGAAAAAUCUUCUGGAUGAUUUCUGGGGGGAGAUGUCCAGAGUAAAGUCAGUGUCAACAGGGCAGGCAAGAUUCAAAGAGCUCUGCAAAUUGAUGAAACUGCUUUUGGUGCUACAUGAUUCCAACAGUGAUGUGGAAAGGCCAUUCAGCACUGUGCAUCACAUAAAGACAGAAUUCAGAGGUCUGCUCGCACACUAA
Messenger RNA from Lepisosteus oculatus (spotted gar), 771 nucleotides. Lineage: Eukaryota; Metazoa; Chordata; Actinopteri; Semionotiformes; Lepisosteidae. The record is from RefSeq and is a predicted model, not a curated record.